Molecule: messenger RNA, 12016 nt
Organism: Sesamum indicum (sesame)
Lineage: Eukaryota; Viridiplantae; Streptophyta; Magnoliopsida; Lamiales; Pedaliaceae
Product: protein SPIRRIG
Molecular function (GO): protein binding
Source: RefSeq, a predicted model, not a curated record
GAGAGAGAAAAAUGGGAAGGGGAUAUAGAGAGAGAAACAAGGCGCGGAGAGGGCGUCCGAAACAAGAGAGAGAGAAAGCGCUGCAAUUUUUAUUUUCUUCUCUUUGCUGCUCUCUAAUAAGCCUUUUCUUUCUACUCCCAUUCUCUAGGGCGAAAUCCAAGAUUUAGAAGGCCGCCUCGAUAAUCUAAAAGGGAAUUACUCUGUUGUUGACUGACGUUUUUUGGUUCUUUACCACAACGGAGGAUUAAUUCAUCAUCAUCAUCAUCAUCAUCAUAUAUAUGUUAAUAUAUAUAUAUAGAUCACGAUUAUUUUCUUGAAUUAGCAGGACUAGAUUGGAGAGAAUAGAUGCACGUAUAUACGGGCAUAUGUAUAUACAGAUCUUGCCGCUCUUAAUCCCUAAUUUCACUACGAUUGAUCACAUUUGGUUUUUGGUUUGUUAUUUGUUUCUGUAAAUAUAUUAGGGAAAUGAGCUGGAAGAUCCUUCUAGAGGUAAUCUAGAAGGGUUUGGGUUUUGGAUCUGAUUGCUGGUUUUGGAAACGCCCAAGUUUGGCUCUCGUAUGAGAGAGCUGUUGUGUUUUAUAUAUUUUUGUUAUCUAUUGUAUCUAGCUGAGGUUUCUGCUUGUAUAUGUUCGGGAAAUCAAGUGGGAAGAAAACGAUGAAAUGGGUAACAUUGCUUAAAGACUUUAAGGAGAAAGUCGGUUUGUCCCAGGCCCAGGCGUCGGCUUCAACAACUCCAUCAUCUCCGCCCUUCAGAGAAAGCAGCAGCAAUGCCAACUAUCUGUCGCCAUUCAGCCAAGAUUUUUCGUUGUCGCCUUCUAGCAGAGACAAACAUGAAUUGGAACUGGAUUUCAAGAGAUAUUGGGAAGAGUUUCGUUCAUCUACUUCUGAGAAGGAGAAGGAAAAGGCCUUGAAUUGGACUGUAGAGAUUUUUUGUAGAUUAGAGAAGCAACACAAAAAUGUUUCCCAAUUAAUUUCCAUGUUGGUAGAGACACACAUUUUUUCUUUUGUUGUUGGAAGGGCAUUUGUAACAGAUAUAGAAAAAUUGAAGCUUAGCAGUAAAACGAGAUCUUUGGAAGCUGAGAAAGUUUUGACAUUUUUCUCGGAAACCACAAAGGAUGGCAUUAGACCUGGUGGGAAUCUAUUACAUGCAGUGGAAGUCCUUGUAUCCGGGCCAAUUGAUAAACAAUCGUUCCUUGAUUCUGGGAUCUUAUGCUGUCUCAUUCAUAUCCUAAAUUCUCUUCUUGCUCCUGAUGGGGGAAGUCACUCAAAGGAUACAAAUGACAACGUGGAGUUGCCACCAAUGGGUGGAAGUAAUAAUGCUGAAACCAGGCCUGUUCGCCAGCUAGAGGUUGAGGGCAGUGUUGUACAUAUUAUGAAAGCAUUGGCCAGCCAUCCGUCAGCUGCUCAAAGUCUGAUAGAGGAUAAUUCACUUCAGUUACUAUUUCAAAUGGUUGCCAAUGGUUCUUUGGUGGUGUUCUCUCAAUACAAGGAGGGUCUUGUCCCUUUGCAUGCCAUUCAGCUCCACAGGCAUGCCAUGCAGAUUCUUGGUCUUCUUUUGGCUAAUGACAAUGGCUGCACUGCCAGCUACAUACGGAGGCAUCAUCUGAUAAAAGUGCUUCUAAUGGCUGUAAAGGAUUUCAAUCCUGAUUGUGGGGAUCCUGCCUACACUAUGGGCAUUGUGGACUUGCUUCUUGAAUGUGUUGAAUUGUCAUAUAGACCUGAAGCUGGUAGUAUCAGACUCAGGGAGGAUAUUCAUAAUGCUCAUGGCUAUCACUUCCUGGUCCACUUUGCUUUGACUCUGUCAAAGAAUAGAGGUGGUGAAACUCUCUAUUCCAACUCACCUUCUGAUGACUCCUCUUUAGACAGUUUACAUGCAGCUGGGGGGCUGGAGAUAACAAAUUUGAUAGAAAAAGGAGGAAACGACUCACCACACAGUCUUUCCCCAACGCUUAGUAGGCUUCUUGAUGUCAUUGUUAAUUUUGCCCAAGCAGGUCCGUCAGAUGGUCCAGGGUCAUCUGGAUUAAAAGCUUCAAAAAGUUCUCACCCAAAGCCUAAUGGGCAUGGCAGAAGCCGGACAUCAUCUUCUGAUCGCAUAGCUGAUGAUAUCUGGGAGAAGGAUAAUGAUAAAGUCAAAGAUUUAGAAGCUGUACAAAUGUUGCAGGACAUUUUAAUUAAAGCAGAAAGUACAGAACUGCAGGCAGAAGUACUAAAUAGACUGUUUAAGAUGUUCUCUAGUCAUCUUGAAAACUACAAGUUAUGUCAGCAAUUGAGAACUGUUCCUCUCUUGAUCCUCAAUAUGGCUGGUUUCCCUUUGUCUCUGCAGGAGAUAAUCUUGAAAAUUCUUGAAUAUGCAGUGAGUGUUGUGAAUAUCAUCCCCGAACAAGAGUUGCUUUCACUUUGUUGCUUACUGCAGCAACCAAUAACCUCUGAAUUGAAGCAUACAAUUCUAUCCUUUUUUGUUAAACUCUUAUCAUUCGACCAACAGUACAAGAAAAUCCUUAGAGAAGUGGGUGUGCUAGAGGUUCUGUUGGAUGAUUUGAAGCAGCAUAAAUUUCUGCUGGGACCAGAGCAGCUCACUGUUGACCACGGUGGACUGGAGAGAAAAAAUAGCUCUAGCAGCUUCAAGAAGCACUUGGACAGCAAGGAUGCUAUACUUUCUUCUCCAAAACUCUUAGAGUCUGGUUCCGGGAAAUUACCGCUUUUUGAAGUUGAGGGGACAAUUUCUGUUGCUUGGGAUUGUUUGGUUUCCUUAUUAAAGAAAGCAGAAACCAAUCAAGCAUCAUUUCGUUCUGCUAAUGGUGUGACUUUUUCACUUCCUCUUCUGGCUUCUGAUAUACACCGCUCAGGUGUUCUUCGGGUGUUGUCAUGUUUGAUUAUUGAGGAUGUCAAACAGGUCCAUCCAGAAGAAUUGGGUGCUUUGGUUGAAAUUUUGAAAAGUGGAAUGGUUACGAGCACAUUGGGAUCCCAAUACACACUUCAAGAUGAUGCAAAAUGUGAUGCUUUUGGAGCCUUAUGGCGGAUAUUAGGCACUAAUGGCUCAGCUCAGAGGGUUUUUGGUGAAGCAACUGGGUUUUCUCUUUUAUUAACCACACUUCAUUCUUUUCAGAGUGAUGGAGAACAGAAAAACCAACCUUCUAUAUCUGUAUGCAUUAAGGUUUUUUCAUACAUGUUGCGUGUAAUGACGGCGGGGGUUUCUGAUAAUGCUAUUAACCGGACAAAGGUGCACUCCAUACUAUCUUCACAGACCUUUUAUGAUCUUCUCUGUGAGUCCGGGUUAAUUUGUGUUGAAUGUGAACGCCAAGUCAUACAAUUGUUUCUGGAACUUGCUCUAGAGGUGGUUCUUCCACCAUUUCUGAAAUCAGAAGAGGCAAAAGUAUCUCAUACUGUAGAAAAUGAAUCAGCUAGUUUUCUUUUGAUUACGCCAUCUGGUUCUCUCGUCCCUGACAAAGAACGGGUGUAUAAUGCUGCUGCUGUCAGAGUGCUCAUACGUGCUUUGCUGCUUUUCACUCCAAAGGUGCAACUAGAAUUGCUGAACCUUAUUGAAAAGCUUGCUUGUGCCAGCUACUUCAAUCAGGAAAACCUGACAUCUGUAGGUUGUGUGCAACUUCUUUUGGAGAUUAUAUAUCCCUUGCUCUCGAGUACAUCCCCAUUGGUUUCUCAUGCUUUGAAGAUUGUGGAAGUUCUUGGUGCCUACAGGCUCUCUGUAGCAGAACUUAGAAUUCUUGUCAGGUAUAUUUUCCAAAUGAGGCUUUCGAGUUCUGGCCGGUGUCUUGUUGAGAUGAUGGAGAGAUUGAUUCUUUCAGAGAACACGGGCUCGGAAGAUGUUUCUCUUGCAACCUUUGUGGAGUUGGACAUGAGCAAGAUAGGGCAUGCUUCCAUUCAAGUUCCAUUAGGGGAAAGGUCAUGGCCUCCUGCUGCUGGUUAUUCUUUUGUUUGUUGGUUUCAGUUCAGAAAUCUUUUAAGAUCACCGGGAAAGGAGACUGAGGCCCCUAAAACUGGAUCUUCUAGAAGGCAUGGCAUGGCAAGUGGACAACAAGUUGGACCCCAGGUUCUUAGGAUAUUCUCUGUUGGGGCUGUAGAUAAUGGAAGCGCUUUCAAUGCCGAACUCUCUCUGCAGGAUGAUGGGCUUCUAACCCUCGCAACGAGCAAUUCUUCCUCCUUGACCUUUUCUGGGCUAGAAAUGGAGGAAGGUAGGUGGCAUCACCUGGCAGUUGUGCAUAGCAAACCAAAUGCUUUGGCUGGGCUAUUUCAAGCUAGUGUUGCUUAUGUUUAUCUUAAUGGAAAGCUAAGACACACUGGGAAACUCGGAUACUCUCCUUCUCCUGCAGGGAAAUCUCUGCAGGUCACAAUUGGAACACCGGUUGCUUGUGCAAGGGUUAGUGAUUUGUCAUGGAGGCUCAGAUCUUGCUACCUUUUUGAGGAGGUACUCUCACCUGGUUCCAUAUGUUUCAUGUACAUUCUUGGAAGAGGAUAUAGGGGGCUUUUCCAGGACACCGAUCUGUUGCAAUUUGUUCCAAAUCAGGCAUGCGGUGGAGGCAGCAUGGCUAUUUUAGAUUCUUUAGAUACAGACGUACCUUUGACCUCCAACAUGCAAAAGCCUGAGACUGCAGGCAAGCAAGGGAUCUCUAAGGUGGAUCAUAGUGGAAUUGUUUGGGACUCUGAUAAAUUAGGAAAUCUAUCAUUGCAGUUGUGGGGUAAGAAAAUGAUAUUUGCAUUUGAUGGAACUAGUACAGAGAUGUUCCGAGCAUCUGGAACCUUAUCUGUGCUCAAUCUAGUUGAUCCGCUGUCAGCUGCUGCCUCUCCUAUUGGGGGGAUACCACGUUUUGGUCGACUUCUUGGAGACAUUUAUGUCUGUAAGCAUUGUGUUAUUGGUGAUACAAUACGCCCUGUUGGUGGCAUGGGUGUUGUCCUUGCACUUGUUGAAGCCGCUGAAACUAGGGACAUGCUUCACAUGUCGUUGACGUUGCUCGCAUGUGCACUUCAUCAGAAUCCUCAGAAUGUGAGAGAUAUGCAGAAGUUCCGAGGAUACCACUUGCUAGCUCUUUUUCUUCAGCGCAGAAUGUCAUUAUUCGACAUGCAAUCACUUGAGAUUUUCUUCCAAAUUGCUGCAUGCGAGGCUUCUUUCUCUGAACCAAGAAAAAUUGGGACCGUGCAGAACGCCCUGUCACCUGGUGCCACCAUUAAUGAAACCAGCUUUGAAGACCUUAAUCUGUCGAAGUUCCGUGAUGAAUUUUCAUCAGUUGGGUCGCAAGCGGAUAUGGAUGAUUUUUCUGCACCUAAGGAUUCAUUUAGUCAUAUUUCAGAGUUAGAAAAUACAGAUAUGCCGGAGACUUCUAAUUGCAUUGUUCUGUCCAAUGCCGAUAUGGUUGAACAUGUCUUGUUGGAUUGGACCGUUUGGGUGGCAGCACCAAUCCCAAUUCAAAUUGCUUUACUUGGAUUUCUUGAGCAUCUAGUCUCCAUGCAUUGGUAUAGAAACCACAACCUUACAAUUCUCCGCAGAAUUAAUCUUGUUCAACAUUUACUUGUGACCCUGCAGAGAGGUGAUGUUGAAGUGCCAGUGUUAGAAAAAUUAGUUGUGUUACUAGGUGUCAUUUUGGAGGAUGGAUUUCUUCAGUCAGAACUUGAGCUUGUUGUGAGGUUUGUAAUUAUGACAUUUGAUCCACCAGAACUGACAUCACGCAAUCAUAUCUCACGAGAAUCAAUGGGGAAGCACGUUAUUGUACGGAAUAUGUUACUUGAGAUGCUAAUUGAUCUCCAGGUGACCAUCCAAUCGGAGGAGUUGCUUGAGCAGUGGCAUAAAAUUGUUUCAUCAAAAUUGAUUACUUAUUUUCUUGAUGAGGCUGUUCAUCCUACCAGUAUGAGAUGGAUAAUGACUCUUCUAGGUGUGUGCAUUGCAUCUUCUCCUACAUUUGCACUGAAAUUUCGCUCAAGUGGAGGUUAUCAAGGUUUGACAAGGGUGCUUCCAAGUUUCUAUGAUUCUCCUGAUAUAUAUUACAUUUUAUUUUGUCUGAUGUUUGGGAAGCCUGUAUAUCCAAGAUUACCAGAGGUCCGCAUGCUCGACUUUCAUGCACUCAUGCCAAGUGAUAGUAGCUGCGGAGAGUUGAAAUUUGUAGAACUUCUGGAAUCUGUUAUCGCUAUGGCAAAAUCAACAUUUGAUAGGAUAGUUAUGCAGUCAAUGCUUGCACAUCAAACUGGCAAUCUUUCUCAAAUUGGUGCUAGCCUUGUUGCUGAGCUUGUAGAUGGGAAUGUAGACAUGGCUGGGGAGCUCCAAGGUGAAGCUCUGAUGCAUAAAACUUAUGCUGCUCGCUUGAUGGGUGGAGAUGCAUCAGCACCUGCUGCUACUACUUCAGUUCUGAGGUUUAUGGUUGAUCUUGCAAAAAUGUGUCCGCCUUUUUCAGCUGUCUGCAGACGGGCUGAGUUUCUUGAAAGCUGUGUUGAUCUCUAUUUUUCCUGUGUCAGGGCUGCUCAUGCUGUGAGAAUGGCAAAAGAACUCACUGUUAAAACUGAGGAUAAGAAUUUGAAUGAUUGUGAUGAUAGCACUAGCUCCCAUAACACUUUCUCUAGCUUGCCUCAAGAGCAUGAGACGUCAGGAAAGACCUCUAUUAGUAUAGGGAGCUUUGCACAGGGUAAUGUGAGUGCUAGUUCCGAAGAUAUGUCAACUUUCCCAAAUAACAUGGCAGGUGAGAAACCAGAGAUAGCUAGUGUUGCAACAGUACCGGAAUUGGACAAAUCAGUGAAGGAAGAUGCACAGGCUGUGGUAACCGGUGAUGGUGAGGCAUUAGACCAGCUUUCUAAUGCCACUUCUGGCAGCAAUGAGUUCAAUUUUCGUGAUACGAAAAGUACACCAGAUCAUAUUAAUCAAAAUGAUUCACAGAGUUCUAUGUCUUUCACUUUGCAUGAAUCUCCUAUUUCAUCUGAGAGAUCUAGUUCCAAGAUUCCUCUGACCCCGUCUUCUUCUCCAGUUUUAGCAUUGACAUCUUGGCUAGGUAGUGCCAGUCACAAUGAUAUAAAAGUCCAGCCAGUCUCAGUUGCAUCCAUGGAGUCCUCUCUGUCUGUGAAUGAUACUAAUUCCUCUUCGGACUUGAAGUCUGCUUCUCAGACUCAAUCUGCAUCUAACACUUUGUUUGUGAUCAGUCCAAAACUUAUUCUUGAAGUGGAUGAUUCUGGCUAUGGAGGUGGGCCCUGUUCUGCUGGUGCUACUGCAGUUCUAGAUUUUCUGGCUGAGGUUCUAUCUGAUUUUGUCACCGAGCAGAUGAAAGCUGCAUCAGUUGUUGAGACUGUGUUGGAAAGUGUACCUCUAUAUGCUGAUGCUGAAUCUGUUUUAGUUUUCCAGGGAUUAUGCCUUACCAGAUUGAUGAACUUCCUCGAAAGGCGUCUCUUACGAGAUGACGAGGAAGAUGAGAAGAAGUUAGAUAAGGCCCGGUGGUCUUCAAACUUAGAUGCACUGUCCUGGAUGAUAGUUGAUCGGAUGUAUAUGGGAGCUUUUCCGCAGCCCGCUGGCGUAUUGAAGACUCUGGAGUUCUUGUUAUCCAUGUUGCAGUUGGCAAAUAAAGAUGGUCGGAUUGAAGAAACAAUUCCAACUGGCAAAGCACUCCUUUCUAUUGGUAGAGGAAGCAGACAACUUGAAUCGUAUAUAUAUGCCCUCUUUAAAAAUAUGAAUCGCAUGAUAUUAUUCUGUUUCCUGCCAUCAUUCUUGUUCACUAUAGGGGAAGAUGAACUUCUCUCACGUUUGGGCUUGCUGAAUGAACCUAAGAAAAGAUUGUUUCUUUACUCUUCACCAGAGGAAGGAGGAAUUGAUAUUUUCUCAGUUUUACAGUUACUGGUUGCCCAUAGGCGAAUAAUAUUUUGCCCGAGUAAUCUUGAAACAGAUCUACAUUGCUGUCUUUGUAUAAAUUUAAUAUCUCUGCUCCACGACCCUAGACAAAAUGUUCAGAAUGCAGCUGUUGAUAUUCUCAAGUAUCUUCUGGUACAUCGUAGGGCUGCACUUGAAGAGUUUUUUGUCUCUAAGCCAAACCAAGGGCCUUCACUGGAUGUUCUACAUGGUGGUUUUGAUAAGCUUCUGACUGGGAAUUUAUCGGGAUUUUUUGAAUGGUUUCAUAGUUCUGAGUCAGUUGUCAAUAAAGUGUUGGAACAGUGUGCGACAAUUAUGUGGGUGCAGUAUAUUACAGGGUCAGCAAAGUUUCCUGGAGUGAGGAUAAAGGGCAUGGAUAGUCGUCGGAAGAGAGAAGUGGGAAGAAAAUCAAGGGACAUCUCAAAACUGGAGCAAAGACAUUGGGAUCAGGUGAAUGAAAGGAGAAUCGCACUUGAAUUGGUUCGGGAUGCCAUGGCUACAGAAUUACGUGUUAUCCGUCAGGACAAGUAUGGAUGGGUGCUUCAUGCUGAAAGUGAGUGGCAAACUCAUCUACAACAACUUCUACAUGAGAGAGGAAUAUUUCCAAUUAGUAAAUCUUCUAUUGAUGCAAAGGAGCCUGAGUGGCAGCUUUGCCCCAUUGAAGGUCCAUACAGGAUGCGCAAAAAGCUAGAACCGUGCAAACUGAAGAUCGAUUCCAUCCAAAAUAUUCUGGAAGGACAACUUCUGCUAGGGGAAGGAGAACUGCCCAAGGAGAAAACUGAAAAUCAGGAUCAUUUCUCUGAAACUGGAUCCGAUGUCUUUUUCAAUAUUUUAACUGGCAAGUCAAAGGAUGAAUCUUUCAGUGCUGAAUUGUAUGAUGAAUCAACUUUCAAAGAAUCAGAUGAUGCUCGGGAUAUAGCUUUUUCUGGGGUUGGAUGGAAUGAUGAUCGAGAGAGUAGCAUAAAUGAAGCGAGUCUGCACUCAGCCACUGAAUUUGGUGUUAAGUCCAGUGCUGCAUCCAUUCAAAGAGCAGAAAGUAUUCGAGGUAAAUCUGAUUUAGGAUCCCCGAGGCAAUCUUCUUCCUUAAGAACUGAUGAAGCGAGAAUCUCAGAGGAUAAGACAGAUAAAGAAUUAAAUGAUAAUGGUGAAUACUUGAUCAGACCUUAUCUGGAACCUUUUGAAAGGAUCAAGUAUAAGUACAACUGUGAAAGAGUUGUGGGUCUUGACAAACACGAUGGUAUAUUUCUGAUUGGAGAACUUUCGCUGUAUGUCAUUGAGAAUUUUUACAUUGAUGAUUCUGGGUGUAUAUGUGAAAAGGAGAGUGAAGAUGAACUCUCCAUUAUUGAUCAGGCUUUGGGUGUAAAGAAAGAUUUUUCUUGUAGCAUGGAUUCACAUUCCAAGUCAACUUCAUCGUGGGGUGCUGCAGUGAAGGCAUAUGCUGGGGGUAGAGCAUGGGCGUACAAUGGUGGUGCCUGGGGUAAGGAAAAAGUAGCCAGUAGUAGUAAUGUGCCUCAUCUUUGGCGGAUCUGGAAGCUUGACAGUGUCCAUGAGCUUUUGAAGCGUGAUUAUCAGCUCCGUCCGGUUGCUAUUGAGAUUUUCAGCAUGGAUGGUUGCAAUGACCUGCUGGUUUUCCACAAAAGAGAGAGAGAAGAGGUUUUCAAAAAUUUGGUGGCCAUGAAUCUACCCAGGAACAGCAUUUUAGAUGCAACAAUAUCUGGGUCAACAAAACAAGAAAGCAAUGAAGGCAGCCGUCUUUUUAAAGUUAUGGCAAAAUCCUUUUCCAAGAGGUGGCAAAAUGGAGAAAUUAGCAAUUUUCAGUAUAUUAUGCACCUCAACACUCUUGCAGGCCGUGGAUACAGUGAUCUCACACAGUAUCCAGUGUUCCCUUGGGUCCUUGCAGAUUAUGACAGUGAGAAGCUUGAUUUGUCAGAUCCGAAAACAUUCCGGAAUCUUGAGAAACCAAUGGGCUGUCAGACAUUGGAGGGGGAAGAGGAGUUCAGGAAGAGAUAUGAGAGCUGGGAUGAUCCAGAAGUUCCCAAGUUCCAUUACGGUUCUCAUUAUUCUAGCGCGGGGAUCGUACUCUUCUACCUCUUGCGCCUGCCCCCCUUUAGCAUUGAGAAUCAAAAGCUGCAGGGGGGACAAUUUGACCAUGCUGAUCGUCUUUUUAACAGUGUGCGGGAUACCUGGUCGAGUGCUGCUGGGAAAGGCAACACAUCAGAUGUGAAGGAACUAAUCCCAGAGUUCUUCUAUAUGCCAGAAUUCUUGGAAAAUAGGUUCGAUCUUGACUUGGGUGAGAAACAGUCAGGGGAAAAGGUGGGUGAUGUUGUCUUGCCACCAUGGGCCAAGGGCAGUGCUAGGGAGUUCAUCAGGAAGCAUAGGGAGGCAUUGGAGUCUGAUUAUGUUUCAGAGCAUCUGCAUCAUUGGAUAGACCUCAUUUUUGGAUAUAAACAGAGAGGGAAGGCAGCUGAAGAAGCAGUUAAUGUCUUCUACCACUAUACAUAUGAAGGCAGUGUUGACAUCGACUCAGUUACAGAUCCUGCUAUGAAAGCUUCAAUAUUAGCACAAAUUAAUCACUUUGGACAAACACCAAAACAACUUUUCUUGAAGCCCCAUGUUAAAAGACGAACAGAUAGAAGGCUUCUUCCUCAUCCACUCAGGCACUCUAUGCUGCUUGUUCCUCAUGAGAUCCGCAAGAGCUCGUCUUCUAUAUCACAAAUUGUGACUCUCAGUGACAAAAUUCUCGUUGCUGGCUCAAAUAACUUGCUGAAACCAAGAACAUUUACCAAAUAUGUCGCAUGGGGUUUUCCUGACCGCAGCUUGCGGUUCGUGAGUUAUGAUCAAGAUAGGCUUCUUUCUACUCAUGAAAAUCUUCAUGGGGGCAACCAAAUCCAGUGUGUCAGCGCUAGCCUUGAUGGCCAAAUUUUGGUUACUGGGGCAGAUGAUGGGUUGGUUUGUGUUUGGCGAAUUGGAAAAGACGGACCUCGUGCUCUUCAGCAGUUGCAGUUGGAGAAAUCUCUUUGUGGUCAUACUGGUAAAAUUACUUGUCUUCAUGUUAGCCAGCCCUACAUGAUGAUUGUGAGCGGAUCUGAUGAUUGUACAGUAAUAUUAUGGGAUCUUAGCUCCUUGGUCUUUGUUAGACAGCUUCCUGAAUUCCCUUCACCUGUUUCAGCAAUCUAUGUGAAUGACUUGACUGGAGAAAUCGUGACUGCAGCUGGUGUUAUGCUUUCUAUUUGGAGCAUUAAUGGCGACUGCCUUGCAGUUGUAAACACAUCACAACUCCCAUCGGAUUUCAUUCUCUCGCUUAUGGGUUCUACUUUCUCAGAUUGGCUGGACACAAACUGGUAUAUCUCAGGUCACCAAAGUGGUGCAGUUAAAGUCUGGAAAAUGGUCCACUCCACCGAGGAGUCUGCCCAAAUCAAACAAACUGGGAAUCCCUCAGGUGGGCUAGCACUUGGAGAUAAAAUUCCUGAGUACAGGUUGAUCCUACAUAAGGUGUUGAAGUCCCACAAAUUUCCUGUUACAGCCAUCCACCUGUCAAGUGACUUAAAACAUUUGUUGAGUGGGGAUUCAGGUGGGCACCUGAUUUCAUGGACGUUGCCAGAUGAGAGCUUGAGAUCUUCCAUGAACCGGGGGUGACUGGGGGUUAGUAGCGGUGCCAUGAUAUGUUAGUUUCCCCUUUGGCUGGCAAUUGUUUCUUGGUGGAGGUCUCUUGGAAUGACUUGGCAAGCAGUUCUAGUGGCAAAUUUGAGACCAACGUGCAGAGCCUGAAUGUGCUAGCGGACAGCAAGAAUGAAGGAGCUCCAAUCUAGGACUGCAGGGAUUCAUGCAGGAUAAUUGUGAACUGAAAGAUGUUCCCCUUUCCAAGCGCCUCACAGCGUCAUAACAAGGAUUUGGGUGGGUGCAGAUGUUGUAAUUCUGGUGAUUGCAGGAGAGUUUUUUGCUUUCUGGCUGGAGGACCGUGUGGUGUAUAUAGUAAGUUUUACAUGAUAGUGUACAAUGAGGUUUGUAUAGAAGAGCAAGUGUUUGAAGAAAUGAAAAGUUAUGAAUGGAUGAGAGUCCAUGCCAGGCCUUUGGGUUUGGGCAGUAGCUGCUCCAUUUUUUGUUGUGAAAUGUAAAACGACGAAAUUCGUAUAUAUUCCAAAACUUAAGGGGGCCAAAAGAUUAACCUCUUUUUUUCUUUCUAAA